UUAUUGAUGGCAGAUGGAUAUUAAUAUAGCUACUAGCCAAAGUGAGUAGGCAAUCCAGAGAGAUUCAGUUGAGAAUUUCCAUCAACAAACUCAACUACAAGCAUGAGCCAAAUCGAAUCCGAAAAAGAUCGUCGUUGCUACAACCGUGCGAAGCUAGGCGAUCCUAUGGUCUCCUAUAUCUACAAUGCGAGUGAGCAUGUACGACGACUGACAUACGAUCCAUUGUCUAUCGUCGUCUACAUCAGCAGCGUCAAAUCGAACUUCGAUGCUGGUAUAGACGUUACAAACUGGGCUGUAUUCUUCGAUGGCAGCUCUAGGUACAACGACCGAGGAAGACUACCUCUCCAAUACACAGACAGCUAUGGUGCUGCUCGCUUAUUCGCUGUUAAAAAGGCUCUGUUGGAGCUCGGACAAUCUCUUCACGUGGUGGACGGGAUCACUAAUCUGAUCUUCAACUGGGAGUUGAAUGGAUGGAGAGACUCGAUGGGUAAGCCAGUGGAUAAUGCAGCGUUAUGGGAGGAAGUCCAUCAGCAAGUGGCCGAAUUCCAGAGACGGGGUGUAGAAGUCGAUUUUCGGCGGAUAGAACCUCAACACGAUAGACCUGCAUUUGAGUUGGCCAGGGGAGCUGGCGAUGAUGAGUCGGAAGGGGGCAAACUUGAAGUAUGA
This is a messenger RNA of Mollisia scopiformis, 666 nucleotides long. RefSeq lists its product as uncharacterized. The transcript is spliced from 2 exons. Gene Ontology annotation, molecular function: nucleic acid binding. The record is from RefSeq and is a predicted model, not a curated record. Lineage: Eukaryota; Fungi; Ascomycota; Leotiomycetes; Helotiales; Mollisiaceae. The coding region runs from base 103 to 666 and encodes 187 amino acids.